AGAUGCUAUACAUGAUGUUCAUAGGAUGAUAAAGAUUAUUCACCAUAGACGGAAUAGAAUCCAUCAUUAAAACAUCAAGUUAAAAACUAUAUAUCCCAACAUGACGAUUGGUAACCCUGGACAAACUUAUGGAGUUCGUGUUGGCAACGAAACUUAUUCAUUGGUCAUCACUGAUGAAGAUUUGGAGAAACGGAAGAUAGAUCGAGAAAAAGCAAAAAAGUUAUCUCAAGAAACAAACAGGAGAAGAAAAGCACUAGAAGAGAGGAAGAAGUUAGCAGAAGAGAGAGAAGCAAGGAAGAGAAGUCUUGAACUCUCUAAACGACGUCAGCGGCAAACUGAAGCAACUGAAAGAUAUCAGAGAUCACAUCUUGGGAUAAAACACGAUAAGAGAUCCAAAUUCACUCAUGGCGGCAAAGGCAUCCCAUCACUUGACAGUGUGCUGCAUCAACUUAGAAGUGGAAGCACUGAAAUAUUUUACGACCAAAUGUUGGGAAACACUGGUGAAACAUCGAGGGAAUUAUUGAAUCAAGGAAAACAAAUGUUUGAGUCUGAGUUGGAAGAACAACAGAAGAAAUUAAUCGAUCAACAUAAACAACAAACAGUAAAGGAGUUCCAGGAAGAAUUGCAACGUGACAACAUCCUCACACCGUCUGCCCAACCCAACCUUGAUGUCAGUGAUACCGAUAGUUUAGAUGACCAACCUAUGCAGUACCACCCUGCGUACACACAACCCUACAGAGCCCCCUACACUCACUCCAACAUAGACAUAAUGUCCGGAAGAGCAUACGAACCUUACUACACAGCACAACCACAAUAUAAAUCACAACCCCAGUUUAAUAACUUGGCCGACACUUUGUCAAGAUUGUUUGUGAAUAACCAAGGAUAUUCAAAGGGUAAAUAUGAAUCUCCUUCCUUUGUGAAAGCGAAACCAUCUGAUCAGAACUUAACGAUUGAAGAAGCUGAUGAUGUCAUCAAUGAUGAUGUCGUAGAUAAUGGGGGAGAAAUACAACGAACCAAAUCCAAUGUGUUGGACUAUGGACCAAGUACACACGCAACAUACAACACAAAUAAUGGAGAAUAUUAUAACGCAACUCAAUAUAAGGAUGAAACACAACAUGAUCAAGUAUUAGACGACCAGGAGUCAUUGCAUGGGAGUAGCAGUUCAGGGACUUCCCCAGCAUUUGGUCACAUGACCUCCUUCCAGAAGAAAUAUUAUUCUGUGGAGGAAAAUCGGACAGAAAGUAAAUUUGGUUCAAGUCGUGCCCACUCAGCUCCACCUACUGGUCAUACCAACAACCGUGUCGAUGUAAACUUGUUUGAAAAUGCUGAAUCAUCAAACCAGUUUGGUUACUCAGCACAAACAGCAGUUCGCGCACCACCGAGUUAUUAUGUCAAAUCAUUCAGGCCGUGGAGCGCAACCGUACAUAGUUCCUCUCACUCGGGGGCAGCAGAGCCACCCAAAGCCACGGCAGCUCGGCCCGUGUCUGCUGUCCAACGAACACGGAUCGAAAACGCUGAGAAACAAGAAACUGUGAAUGAAACCAAGCACCCACAAAGUACCGGUGAUGCCGGGAAGAAGGAGAAUGAACUGUGGGUUAGUUCGGCUAAAACAACGGCCACACCCAUCAGUGCAAUGUAUAAUGAAGCUUGGAGCAAACCCGCUGUAGAUUUAUCCACCUCGCGAUCUGUUGUUCUCCUCGCAAGGCAAGCCAUACACACCUCAACUCCAGUGUCAUCACCUACUAAUGUUACAAAAACCCUAGUGUCAUCUGUUCUAACUGACUCUGAACCAUUACCGGCACCAAGCCAGCAGCAAAACGUGACUUUUUCACCUGAAGUUGACAUAAAAGAAGCGGAAACUUUGACGGAAUCAAAGUCAACAACAAACCCUAAACAUGUGAAAGGAAUCUUGAGAAAAGUUUCAAAAUACGAAAAAACUUCGCGACCUAAUUCCUCCAUCUACCCAACCUACCACACGGCAGCUGCGUUGGCACGGCAACACUGGGUUGAUCACAUGACCCAUAUGCCUGUGACCCGACCACGAUCCACGGUGCGAGCAAAACUUAACGGGGUUGAAGUAAAAGACAGUUUUGAGGUGAAAAAGGUGCCCGAAGUAAAAGGGAAAUCAGUGAGGUGGCAUGAGGUUCAGUAUAAUGAUGGAACAUCUGUCACUAUAGCUGAAUCAGGAGCAAUUAUACCACAGAAACCACAAGUUCCUGCAACUACUACUAUCCCUACACCCAAACCUGUUACAAAGAAACCGAAAAAACCAACCUCCCCUCCAAAGUCAAAACAGCCGGCGAAAGGAAAGAAGGGAGCAGGGAAGGGAAGGAAACUUAAACCUGCAAAGGAAGUAGUGAUUCCUAUGGAACCGCAUCCUCCAACUACAAAGAAGAAGCAUCUUUCAAUGGCUUCAACAAUCAACUACUCCAUACCUAACAAUGGAGGAGGGAGCCCCACCACAGUAGUGAGGGGGGCGGCGGAGAAGUCGCGACAGCGAGUAGCUUGGGCCAACAAGGAGGACACAGUUACUAUGGAUACACUGAAGUCGUCAGGGAGCGCGGAGAGCCCGGAGUGCUCGAGGAGCCCAGGAGGAAAUUAUGUUGUAAAGAAUGGAAACCAGGUCACAAUACAUAUGAUGAGUACAGACUUCACACAAACUAAACUCGAAUCUCCUGAAAAGUCACCCCAGUUAAACAGAACACCAACGGACCAAGAGAUCAACUGGUUGUGGGACAAAGUUCGAACUUGUCUUGCACAGCGACCCAACACACGAGGGCACAAUGGAGUUCUUCGCAAAUCGGCAAGCGAUUCUUCAAGAAUCAACGGAACACAAUCAGCUCGUCGUAACGGGUGGUCAGCGACACCUAGUGUUCAACAACAAGCGAGUAUCGUACAGAUUGACGGCGGUUUAUUGGCUCGCGAUAACUUUAUCACGCAGAACAAUCGGCCUCGUGGCAGAAGGUUGAUACGACCGAGUUCUGCCAUUGUCUUGUCAUCAAAACAAAUGUCAAAACCCAGUGAGAUGUAUCCACCAUUCAUGAGAAGACAAGCAUUACUUCAACAACGUAAGCAGAAGCAUUACAUAUCCAAUGGAAUGAAACCGGAUAUGAUGAAGAACCUAUUGAAUUGUCCGAUCCCGAAACAAAGUCUCCAACUUCCUCUCAACUCACCUUCAUCCACCGGGGGAGCUGCAGAGCACGUAGCCGACAGCACCGCUUCGUUCCUAUUGGCUGAAACUUUGGCUGAGCAAAAUAUGUCCGAGGACCAAAUCCUUCAAGCCAUGGAUUCGCUGCAGAGGAAAACAAAGGAAGCUCAAAAGUUAGGACGACAAGUGUUGCCAUCUACUUUAUCAAUGGAAGAACAAAGGUUGCUGGCAUCACUGGAAAAGUUAAACACUCGUUUAAAGGAAGUUGAAGCAACCGUUACAAACAAUCCAAAUGUUACUUUCUUUAACCAGCAAAAUAUGUUAUAUGCAGCAGAUUCAUCCAUGCAUGACCGUCCUAUGACAUCAUACAAGCAUAAUUAUCGGAGCGUGUCCGCUGAUGUUCGGUACCAACGUGGCCGUCCAAGAUAUUAAUGAUGUCAUAAUAAACAUUGUUACAUCAUAACUUAUGCAAAUUCUAAUAAAGUGUAGAAAUAAUAUUUCGUAGUUCAAGCUGUUGUAAAAAUAACCUCAUUAUGUUUCAAUCAAUAUUUUAAAUAUCUGUUGUGUGUUUAAACUUAUAAUCAAGCCUAAAACAGGGUAAGAUUUCUAAUAAGAACUUUUUGAAUUAUAUGUUAAUUCAGUUAACAAUUCAAUUCAAUUUAUUGCUUUUUGCUUUUAAAAUCUAGGUUCGGCUCUGGCUAAAAAGCUCUGGCUAAAAAUGUUAAAAAAUGGUCUCUAAUUAACAUGUGUAUGUGGGUUGUUACUUAGUUUAUUACUAAGUAUGGAAAGACCUGUGAGAUAAUUUAAAAGAAAUGUAAUUUGCGUAUUAACUGUUACUGACAUGUAUGAUUGAUUUGUACCCUUUUACUCGACUUGGAAAAUGUUUGGUUGCUUGGAAACCAAACAUUCAACACUGUGAUGUCAUAAGCUAAAAUAUUUAAACUGAAACUCAAUUUAAAUACUAUGCACGUUGUAACUGUGGUGUUAAAGUUUGGAUACUUUUGUUGGAAGUGAUGUUACUCUGUGUGGUAUGUAAUAGCAUUAGUGUUAAAUCAUACUGUGCUUUCUUCAUAUUUAUUGUGAAAUUAAGAAUAUUUUUCUAGAAUAAAUUGCAUGUGUGUUCUA
Messenger RNA from Ciona intestinalis (vase tunicate), 4273 nucleotides. The record is from RefSeq and is a predicted model, not a curated record. Lineage: Eukaryota; Metazoa; Chordata; Ascidiacea; Phlebobranchia; Cionidae.